AUGGAGCUCAUAAAGCUCCCUGAGCCAAGCAGCCCCUCCAAGCCAUCCUCUGCCUCCUCCCACCCUGCCAUUUUGGGUUGUGUGGGUUGGCACUUGGGCUCUGCAGAAGCUCAACAGGGAAGGAGGAGCAGCUGCACUAAGCAGCACCCAGAGCAGUGCUGGGAAGUGGGGGUGGGGGUGGGAAUGAGGCCUCUGUGCCAGCCAGUAUUUGGUGCCUGGGCUGCAAAAUCCUCCAGCCUCUUCUUUCCCAUAGAACUGGCCUCUUACCUGAGCCACCGUUCACACUGCGGAGAUGUCAUUUUGUUUUUAACAGCUCUCCCUUGA
Molecule: messenger RNA, 324 nt
Organism: Podarcis lilfordi (Lilford's wall lizard)
Lineage: Eukaryota; Metazoa; Chordata; Lepidosauria; Squamata; Lacertidae
Source: the annotation of a GenBank genome assembly